AUGAACAGUGGCCUUAUCACUUCUUCUGAGCUCACUGUUACCUCCACCUCGGUACUGAGACCUGUUCUCUCUUCAAGUUCGCUUGAUCGCCCCUCGAGUCUGUCGUCGUUAUCAGCCAUAUCGCAUUCGUCCACCGUCGCCUUUUCGAACCUUUCUUCAGCGAACACGUUUUCAUCCGCUUUUUCUCCAAGUCUGUCUCCAUCAUCGGGAAAAGAACUUUCGUCCACGUCGGACCCUCCCGUCGUGAAAACGCCGAACUUACCAGAGCUACCCUCGUCAACGUCAUUAUCCGAGAGUCUUGGUACCACGAUGUCAUCUACACCUCACACCACUGAAAAGGACGAUAGUCAGGCCGACACUCCGACUACAAGCUUUCACAAUAGUUCAACUUCAGUCUCUGAAAGCUCGAAGAAGACAGCAUCUGAGACCUCGAGCACCGUCGCUCCACGUCCUACCCAGUCGUCCGAAAGUCACACGAUUACCUCUAAUACCACACGAUCAUCCACCAACCUUAGUUUUACUAACUCCUUCACAACCAGUACUACAACUUCAGUCAUAUUUGCCAAAGGAACAGAACCCUCGACAACUGUGGUUAGCACAAUUACCGAAUCUCCAGAGUCAACCUUUAAGAGUGCUGUAGGGGUCGUUGUCACCCAGUCUGACGGACAUACAACGCUCUCUUUUCCUCCUGUGGUGACUGUUUUGAGCACUUCUCUACUGUCCAAUGGUUCCUAUGUUACGUUCACUCACGCAGUCGCCAAUCCAACGGGAGCUGAUCAGGCGAAUGGAGGUACAACUAGCAAGGGUUUUCUACAGAAUCACGGCGCUGUCGCAGGUGUCUUCCUUGCCGUGGGCGUGAUCUUAGCAUCCUUGGCCGGCUGUAUUUUCAUCCUAGUACGCAGACAGAGGAGAAGGAAGAGUCAGAGUUCCACUCAUGAAGAUAUACAAAGCCUACCACAAACGCCCCGGUACACGGACGAUCCUUUUGAAGACCACCCUCAAAUGGCUGUAGUUGAUGGAGGCAACAGGGUUUCAAUGCGAAGCCCUGACCGAUUACAGCUUGAUGAUGGUGGUCCAUUGAUCCCCUUAACACCGACUCGCCAAACCCCCCCUGUCCUGGUGGCUCCACCUGUACAACGCAAGCAACCUCCGGUAGACAAUGGGCCGUUCAGCGAUAGUAACGCUUUGAGCCCAAUCAAACAGAGAAUUGCUGUCGUCGUUGAUGACAACCCCAAUCGUCCCAGAUCUCCCCUUCAGGUUUCGAGACAGUCAACUCCGUCAUUAUAUCCUCCUACAGAUAACGACGAGUACGAGGACAUUGAUUUGGAUGGAUCCAUUCCUCCCGCUCAAGCACGGCCUCUCACCGACAGUAGUACUAAUACCAGCAGGCCAACUUCCGCCGAGAUUCAAUCAGUCCCAUUCACCGCCCCGCCACGGCCUCCUCGCUCGAUUCUGAGAGUGCCUUCGAAGGUAUACGAACCAAACACCCCGCCUCCUUCCGAGUCCAAUCACAGUUCCUCGGACUCACCCACUACUCCGGUAUCAGAACGCGCUUUCCAACCGGAACGCCAACUGCGACAAGUACGAUCGACCUCAAAAACAUUUGGAGAAGAUGUACUCACGCGACCGACGUUAUUAAACGUCCGUCCCCGAUCCAAAGGGCAAUGA
Molecule: messenger RNA, 1668 nt
Organism: Marasmius oreades (fairy-ring Marasmius)
Lineage: Eukaryota; Fungi; Basidiomycota; Agaricomycetes; Agaricales; Marasmiaceae
Exons: 8
Coding region: 1-1668 (555 amino acids)
Source: RefSeq, a predicted model, not a curated record